Messenger RNA from Prorocentrum cordatum, 4130 nucleotides. NCBI's taxonomy places the organism in Eukaryota, Dinophyceae, Prorocentrales, Prorocentraceae. The record is from the annotation of a GenBank genome assembly.
AUGGUGCAGGAUUUAUCAGCCGACUUGCAUGCCGCGGCACUCUGGCACGGCAUGGCAUGGCCAGAGGACCUUGACAGAAAAGCUGCAGCAAUUGGCCUGAGGGCCAGCGAGGGCAGUGCAGGGAGGCUUUGGGAGCAGGUGUCAGACACCUGCGAGCCUCGACCGCCGCCGGGCAGCUGCCAUACGCGCGGGCCGCCGCGCACGCCUGGCGCGCUGCGGGCCGGCCGUGCCCCGCCCGCGCCGCGGCCCGUCCACCGCUCCCGCAGGCCGUCGCGCCUGCCUGGCGCGCCGUGGGCCGCCUCGCCGCGCCCUGCGCUGCGGGCAGCGCCGCGCCCAUCGGGCGCCACGCCCCUCGGGCGGCGCCGCGCGCGCGCCAACCCGGCCUGGCACCGCCGGGCCCGCUGGCUGCGCGGCCAGGCUCGCGUGCUGGUGCGGCUCGCAGACGCGCGGGCUCGCCUCGGGGUCGCUGGCCGCGACCCGAGGCCGCUGGCCGACGCCAGCCCGCGCCUGCGCGCGCAUCACAGCGCCGCCUCGCCCGACGCCAGCAUGUACGGCAAGGGCGGCGCUGGCGGAGGCACGCCACCCGACCUCGCGCCGCCCAUCGCGGCCAUCGCGGAGCUGCAGGCCUCCGCUGGUGCCGGCGCCCCGGGCUCCCUGCCGGGCCUCUGCCGCGUCCUCUUCGGGCCCGUGGCGCCCUUGGUGUGCGAGUGCCUGGAGCCCGCAGAGGUGGGCCGACUGCAGCGAUGCCAGCGCGAGCUGUCCUCCGCGGUGGAGCUUCGGCACUUGCUGCCGGCGCUGGCGGCGCUGGGGCUCGACGGCCAGGUGCGCGCCGCGCCCAGGCUGGAGGAGCUCUUCCUGCGCGCGCUGCGCCCGAGCCCGGCGCUGCUGUCGCUGGCGGUCUUCGGCGACACCUGCCGGUGCUGCGGUGACAUGCGAGCCGCGCUGGCCGCCAGGGACUCCGCGGGCCGCUCCCCGCUGCAGAGGGCCGUGCAGCUGGGCUGGCCAGAGGUCGCUGGCAAGCUGCUGCACCUGGGAGCGCCCGCGGACCACGGGGACGCGGCGAGCGGCUGGUCCCCGCUCAUGUACGCCAUCUCGGCCGGCGACCAGGUCACGGCGCGCGCGCUCACGAGGCACGGCGCCUCCGUGAACUUGGUCGCGCUGCCGCACGGCUGGACCCCGCUGCAGACCGCGGUGGCGAGCAGCAACCUGGGGCUGGUGGAGUGGCUGCUGGACCUCGGAGCAGACCCCGAGGCCACCAUCCGGAAGCUGAAGCUCAACUACCACAUCGACGACUGCCGCGGCAACGAGAGGCUGCUGACUCGGAUCGUGGCGCUGCGGUGGCCGCACCUGGCACCCUGGCAGCGCCUCGAGUGGGCGGCGGCGCUGCGUUACGACGCCGUUCCGGUGAAGGAGCUGCCGCCCUGGUGGCUGGCUCCGAGGAACCUGACACGCAGGGACAUUGGCGUGGAUUUGGUGAGCCUGGACGGUGAGCGGGCCGUGCAGUGCAAGUGCUGCAACGGCACCGUGCAGACGAAGGACGUCACCCACUUCAUAUGCAUGGCGCAGAACGUGUUCAGGGCUUCCGAGAUCAUCCUGGCGACGUCCGAGACAUCCCGCCUGACCAGCGAUGCAGCAACCGUCAUUGAGACCGUCGGCGUGAGGCACGACGUUUUAUCAGGCAGCUGCAUCGACGAGCUACUGGCCAGCACUGAAGCAGCGCUCCCACCGCCUCAGCGGGACUGCCUAGCGACUGCCUCCCUGAGACCAUGUCAGCGAGACUGCAUCCGUGCCUGCAGGGCUGGAGCCCGCAUCAUCGAGAUGGCAUGCGGCACGGGCAAGACGCUGGUGAUGCGAAGACUGGCCGAUAAGGCUUCAGGCCGCGUCCUGGUUUCGGUCCCGUCCCUCGCUCUGCUCUGGCAGCACCUUGCGACGUUUCCUGGAUUCUGCCCCGUUGGGACCGGGUAUAACACGAAGAUCGCGUGGGAUGCGCCAGGAUACAUCAGUGUGACGGACUCAGUGCACCUCCUGGAAAACAUUUACUUUUCUGAUAUAUUUGUUGACGAGGCUCACAAGGCGAGGGUGGCCACCAAGAGGGCCCUGCACUUCAUGAAGAAGCCGAGCAGAGCGGGCGCUUUGCAGAAUGCCUCCAGCGCGCCAGUCAAGAAGCAUGCCAAGGCCAACGCCGACUUCGGCUGCCCCAUGCAAAACCACGCGAAGCUGGCCAAAGAGCUGCGCGCGCGCAAGAAGUGGCGAGCCGCUCGGCCGAGCGCCCCAGGGAGAUGCGCGCCAGGUUGGACGGCGAACUUCGUUGUCUCCUGCAAGCAGUACACGGGGCUCUUCGCGGCUCUGCCGCCGGCCCGCGCGGAGCACGUCGUCUACGACCCGCGCUAUUAUGCGCCCAGCGCCAGUGCCUACGGCACGGUGGCGGAUUUUUUCUCAGCGACGCAUCCGGCAUAUCCCGACCACUCUUAUGGAAUGGGCCAGGCGAUCGAUGACGGCGUGCUGUGUGACUACGACUUGGUUGUGCCAGUGGUGGGUGAUGGGGAGUCUACGCUCGCUGCUCUCGCGGGCCUGCUCCUUGCGAAGGUGGGGCAUUUCCGGCGCGUCCUUGCGUACUGCAAUUCGAUAGACGAGGCUCUCCUCUUCAAGCACGAGGUGGCGAAGGUUGGAUUGGUUGCGUGGCACAUCAACGGCGAGACCCCACGCGCGGAGCGCCAGCGAGUGUUGAAAGCAUUCUCGCGCCCCCUUCAGGGCCCUGCCCACGUGCUCGUGACGGUGCAGGUUCUGGGCGAGGGGAUCAACAUUGGGAGCGCCGACACGUGCUUGUUCGUGCAGCCCCGGCGCAGCUACGUCAGCAUUGUGCAGGCCGUGGGCCGAGUCCUUAGACUGCACCCCAGCAAGCCGCUGGCGCACAUCAUCCUCCCAGCAGUCACGCCUCGCUACAGUGGCCAGGACCAGCCGCUCGGCACCCAGGAUGCGCACGGGGAAGCCCAUGGCGACCCCGCAGAAUUAGAAUCAGAGGCCGAGUCGCUCGGCAACCCUCCUUCCGUGGGCACCGCCGUCUCCAAGCCGACUCUUCCUGCCGCCAGCUCUGCUCGCCGCGCCGCGAGCUCCCGGCACUCGGCGCUGUCCAGGGCACCUCUGUUGUCGCCACACUUGGCAGGUGAGAGGCGGCAUCGUGCGGAGCCAGGCAGCGUGGAAAAGGCUCGUAACAGUCCGGCACUGCGAGCUGAGGCCACGAGUAAUGCGCGGGAUUUUUUGGCGUCGAGGUCACAACGCGCAAUGUCACAGCAAAAGGCCAGCAGUGAAUUGGAACGCUUCGUGGCCAGCCUGGCGUCAGCAGAUUGCCGCUUCAGAUCAGAGUUGGCGCUCGGGUGUAGCAGUCGCAUUUCUUUGUUUGACACCCGAACCUGCAAAGAUCAUCAGGGCAAUGGGGCUCAGGAUUUGGAGCAUCGCGUACGAAAGUCACUGCAAGCGUUGUCGAGAUUGGGCUGCCAGUGGCAGUCCAGAUUGCAGCAGUUGGGUGUGUUCCUGGACGCGCACGGCAGGUUGCCGACAAAGGGCAAGGUCGCCGACGAGGAAGAGUUCAGGCUAGCCGCGUGGCUCAACGCGCAGGUCUCACUCUUCAGAUCCCAGCGCCUGGCAGAGGACCGCAAGGCAGCCCUGAGGGGCGUCCACACCCUGGUCUGCGAGAAGUUGUCGGGCGAGCGGGAGCGGCAGCGGCAGCGGGACUGGCAGUCCUGGCUGCAGCAGUUGGAGGAGUUCCUGGAAGCGCACGGCAGGUUGCCGACAAGAGGCAAGGUCGCCGACGAGGAAGAGUUCAGGCUAGCCCAGUGGCUCAGCUUGCAAGUCUCACACUUCAGAUCCCAGCGCCUGGCAGAGGACCGCGGGGCAGCCCUGAGGGGCGUCCACACCCUGGUCUGCGAGAAGUUGUCGGGCGGGCGGCCGUAAGUAGAAGUCGUCGCGAGCGCGGGGCAGGCCGCGAUGACCACGCCCCCCUGGAGGUCCGCGCGCCGGACCUGUGCUGGCGCGGGCGGGCCAGAGACCCGAAGCGGUCCCAGUCUGUGUCCCAGGAAAUCGAACGUCGAAUCGAAGUAUGGAUAUUGGAUCCUCCCUCCCUUGUCCCUCCC